AAUGCUAGGUGGGGCGGGUCUUUAUAUCGGAAAAUGUCCACCGCCAUAAUAAUGGCCGCCCUAAUUCUCCACCCAAAAUAGAUAGCUUUAUGGGUGGGGAAAUUUGAUUACAUAAUAGUAGUUAAAUAAUACCGCGCCAAUAAUUUUUUGCUACUUCCAAAUUACGGUAUAGGCCAUAUGGUUACGGCACAGAAACAAAACAAAACCAGAGGGAAACAAAGGAAGAAACUUGAGAGUGGAAUGACAAGUAGAGUCAAAGGCGAACACGUGUAAAAGUUAUGGAAGAGGAAAUUAAGCACGUUUUUUUAUAUGACAGCAGGGUUUGUGUUCAAGUUUAAGUCUUUUGCAGAAUUGAGCUUGUUUGUUUUCAGUUGUCGGUGGAGCUGAAAGUUGAGGGAAGUUGUGUUUUUGAGAGAGAAAUUAGAUGGAAAGGGUGGAGUCAAGACGGAGGAAUUGGAAAGGGCAAUUGGUGAGUGAGAUUUUGGUCGGUUUUCUUGUUGUAGCUUCUGUUUUUGUUGUGGGUGAAGCAAGAGUGGAACAAGAAAUGUCAAGUUAUAAUGAGACUAAAGAGGUUAUUGUGUCUGAUGAUUUGAUGAAGAAAGUCUUCAAAUUCUUGUGGCAAGAGGGUAGAUUGGGUUAUACUCAUGUUUGGCCAGAUAUGAAAUUUGGGUGGAAAAUUGUGGUGGGAACAAUCGUUGCAUUCUUUGGAGCUGCAUUUGGGAGUGUAGGAGGUGUUGGAGGAGGUGGCAUCUUUGUUCCUAUGCUCACUCUCAUUAUUGGGUUUGAUGCAAAAUCUUCAACUGCAAUAUCAAAAUUUAUGAUUACAGGUGCAGCAGGGGCAACAGUUUACUACAAUUUAAAGCUGAGGCAUCCUACACUUGAUAUGCCCAUUAUUGACUAUGAUUUGGCACUUCUGUUUCAACCAAUGUUGGUUCUAGGCAUUAGUAUUGGAGUUGCUUUUAAUGUAAUUUUUGCAGACUGGAUGAUCACAGUUUUGUUGAUUAUUCUCUUCUUAGGCACUUCAACUAAGGCAUUCUUCAAAGGCAUCGACACAUGGAAAAAAGAAACCAUAAUGAAAAAGGAAGCUGCUAGGUUGAUGGAAUCAAAUGAUAACAACAACAAUGAUGUGUCAUACACACCCCUACCCGGAGAUCCCACUGACAGAGCACACACACCUCCUAAGGAAACUGGAAAAGAAGAGAUCUCGGUUAUUGAGAACGUUUGCUGGAAGGAACUUGGACUGCUUGUAGCUGUCUGGGCUAUAAUCCUUGCACUGCAGAUUGCUAAGAAUUACUCAACCACCUGUUCCGCGUUAUACUGGCUACUGAAUCUAUUGCAGAUCCCUGUGGCUGUCGGAGUAACUUCAUAUGAGGCAGUUAGCCUAUACAAAGGACGAAGAAGGAUCAAAUCCAAGGGAGAAGCAAGCACUAACUGGAAAGUACAUCAGCUCAUUCUUUAUAGUUGCAUGGGUGUAUUGGCUGGUGUCGUUGGUGGAUUGCUUGGUCUUGGGGGAGGAUUUAUUUUAGGUCCUCUCUUCCUGGAAUUGGGAAUCCCUCCUCAGGUAUCAAGUGCCACUGCAACCUUUGCCAUGACAUUUUCUGCAUCAAUGUCAGUUGUCGAAUAUUACCUUCUAAAACGUUUUCCGGUUCCUUAUGCCCUCUACUUUGUGGCGGUUGCCACUGUUGCUGCCUUGAUAGCGCAACAUGUGGUAAGAAAGAUUAUCAAUAUAUUAGGGAGAGCUUCUAUAAUCAUCUUCAUUUUGGCCUUCACAAUUUUUGUCAGUGCAAUAUCACUAGGUGGGGUGGGUAUAGCAGAUAUGAUCAAAGCAAUCGAGGAGAAGGAGUACAUGGGAUUUGAGAACUUAUGUACAUACAAUGCCUAGACUAAAUUUUCUGAGCUUUCUAAAUGCAAAAAUCCUGUGUGGCUUAUUCUCCCUGAGCUACAACUUCUAUUUUUUUUCCUACAAAAUUAUUUACCCACAAGUGAAAAUUGAUGCAGACAUGCAUUAUCUUUCAAUUCUAAGUUUCUCCUUGUGUGUGCUUGGAAGAUGAAUUUUCUCCUCUACUUUUGAACCUGUAGCACAAAAAGCUGUCAUGUGAUAAAUAAAAUAUUAGAACUUCUGCUUA
Molecule: messenger RNA, 2126 nt
Organism: Mangifera indica (mango)
Lineage: Eukaryota; Viridiplantae; Streptophyta; Magnoliopsida; Sapindales; Anacardiaceae
Product: sulfite exporter TauE/SafE family protein 3-like
Exons: 12
Coding region: 425-1882 (485 amino acids)
Biological process (GO): protein ubiquitination
Cellular component (GO): Cul4A-RING E3 ubiquitin ligase complex; membrane
Source: RefSeq, a predicted model, not a curated record